Austrofundulus limnaeus is the source of this 3760-nucleotide messenger RNA. It is a transcript of the gene rps6kal, whose product is annotated as ribosomal protein S6 kinase a, like. Lineage: Eukaryota; Metazoa; Chordata; Actinopteri; Cyprinodontiformes; Rivulidae. Gene Ontology annotation, biological process: protein phosphorylation; intracellular signal transduction. The transcript has 22 exons. Gene Ontology annotation, molecular function: protein serine/threonine kinase activity; ATP binding; magnesium ion binding. The coding region runs from base 417 to 2600 and encodes 727 amino acids. The record is from RefSeq and is a predicted model, not a curated record.
CUCCUAAACCACAUCCACGCGUCCUCCUUCUCUGUCUGGAAACGGUGCUGCUUUGGUUUUGGACUGGGGGGGAAAUCCUUAACUGAGCUGCGUCACAAAUACGUCAAUAAAACUCUCAUUCACCAACGGUCAGGUACCACGGCGGCCGCCAUAUUCGCAGUCAUGGCAGGGUAAAAGCGGUGAAGCGUUCGUGGUCCCGGUCAACAACGUUAAGCAGUUUCCCUCUUCAUCACGAACCGACCUGCUCCUCUCAUCCCCCCCCCGUCCCUCCUGACGUACCGGUCGGCUAAAAGCCCAGGCAGCAGAAAACACGGACUUCCACAGGGAGAGAGGGAGAAAAGACAUGCAACGUGGAGAGGGGCACUAGGUGGACUACGAUGCCUUAGACGUGAAGGGAGGAAAUUCCUGGCAACAAGAUGGAGGUAAACAGCGUUAGCAGUGAGGUCAAUGGACAUCAGAUCAUGGACGAGCCCAUGGAGGAGGGAGAGUCAUUCUCAAACUGUGAUGAUGGGACGUAUAAAGAGAUUCCUAUCACCCACCAUGUGAAAGAGGGCUGUGAGAAAGCUGAUCCUUCUCAGUUUGAACUGCUAAAAGUCCUCGGUCAGGGCUCUUUCGGCAAGGUGUUUCUUGUCAGGAAGAUCUUGGGUCCAGAUGCUGGUCAGUUAUAUGCAAUGAAAGUAUUAAAAAAAGCAUCUUUGAAAGUCAGGGACAGAGUUCGUACCAAGAUGGAGAGAGACAUUUUAGUGGAAGUUAAUCACCCCUUCAUAGUGAAAUUGCACUACGCCUUUCAAACAGAAGGGAAACUGUAUUUAAUACUGGACUUUCUCAGGGGAGGGGAUGUAUUCACUCGCUUAUCCAAAGAGGUUAUGUUUACAGAGGAAGAUGUGAAAUUCUACCUUGCAGAGCUGGCUCUGGCCCUCGACCAUCUUCACAACCUGGGCAUAGUUUACAGAGAUCUCAAGCCAGAGAACAUCUUGCUUGAUGAAGCCGGACAUAUAAAGUUAACAGACUUUGGCUUGAGUAAAGAGUCAGUAGAUGCUGAUAAAAAGGCGUAUUCCUUCUGUGGUACGGUGGAGUAUAUGGCCCCUGAGGUGGUCAACAGAAGAGGACACACACAGAGUGCAGACUGGUGGUCUUUGGGAGUACUUAUGUUUGAGAUGUUAACAGGAACAUUACCUUUCCAAGGGAAAGAUCGCAAUGAGACCAUGAACAUGAUUCUCAAAGCUAAGUUGGGAAUGCCUCAGUUCCUCAGUUUGGAAGCUCAAAGUUUGCUGAGGAUGCUGUUUAAACGUAACCCUGCUAAUAGACUAGGGGCCGGGCCCGAUGGCGUGGAGGAGAUCAAACGCCACCCUUUCUUUUCCACCAUUGACUGGAAUAAGCUGUACAGGAGAGAACUGCAGCCCCCAUUCAAGCCUGCAGCAGGUAAACCAGAUGACACGUUCUGCUUCGACCCAGAGUUCACUGCUAAAACGCCUAAAGACUCCCCAGGUAUCCCACCCAGCGCUAACGCCCACCAGCUCUUCAAAGGCUUCAGUUUUGUUGCCCCGACCCCCAUGGAUGAGAACAAGAGCUCCCCGAUGCUCAGCAUACUCCCCAUCGUUCAGGUUCAUGGCGGUUCGGCCAAGUUCUCAGAUCUGUACGAGCUGCAGGAAGACAUCGGGGUUGGAUCUUACUCCAUCUGUAAACGCUGUGUAAACCGAGUUUCUGCCAUGGAAUAUGCUGUGAAGAUCAUAGAUAAAAGUAAGAGGGACCCCUCUGAAGAGAUUGAAAUCUUGAUGCGAUACGGGCAGCACCCCAACAUCAUCACCCUGAAAGACGUGUACGAUGAGGACAGGUAUGUGUACCUGGUGACAGAGCUGAUGAAGGGAGGGGAGCUGCUGGAUCGAAUUCUCAGGCAGAAAUUCUUCUCUGAGAGRGAGGCCAGUGCUGUGCUGUACACCAUCACCAAGACUGUUGACUACCUCCACUGCCAAGGCGUGGUACAUCGAGACCUGAAACCCAGCAACAUCCUCUACAUGGAUGACUCUGGGAAUCCUGACUCCAUCAGGAUCUGUGACUUCGGCUUCGCCAAGCAGCUUCGGGGUGGAAACGGUCUGCUGUUGACCCCCUGUUACACCGCCAACUUUGUGGCACCAGAGGUACUAAUGCGACAAGGUUAUGAUGCAGCCUGUGAUAUAUGGAGCCUUGGAGUUCUACUGUACACCAUGUUGGCAGGGUACACACCGUUUGCUAACGGACCAAACGACACGCCAGAAGAGAUUCUUCUACGGAUCGGAUCAGGAAAGUUCUCUUUGACAGGCGGGAACUGGGAUACUGUAUCAGACUCCUCAAAGGACCUGCUGUCUCACAUGCUCCAUGUAGAUCCUCACCAGCGAUACACAGCAGAGCAGGUUCUGAAGCAUUCCUGGAUCACGUGCAGAGACACGCUACCACACUUCCAGCUAACACGACACGAUGCACCACAUCUGGUCAAAGGAGCGAUGGCUGCAACCUAUUCAGCUCUGAGUCAGAAGACGAGUCAGCCGGUGUUGGAACCUGUAGCAGCGUCCAGUUUAGCCCAGAGACGCAGCAUGAAAAAACUCACCUCAACAGACAUGUAGACACACGUCUCUCGCCCUUCAACYUUCACCUCACGCUCGCCGACUCAAACACAGAGGAGCAAGCUCACACACUCACGCCCAAGUGUUGGCCAGUUCAAACAUAACGCCCCCCCCCCCACUUUUCUUACAAAUAUUUAUUUGAACACAUCCAGCAUCAGCACUCAGAAACACGCUCACACAGACAGCAGGGAAGUCGGUCGAAGACGUAGAGGAGAAACUCACAUAUCUGUUACUGCUGAGAGACGGACUCGUAUUUAUUUCCACAGCUCUCAUAUGCACUCGCCCUUCUCGCCUUUCAUUCGCUCUUCCUCCUUGUUGGGGGAAGAAACGCACCAGCUGAUGUUCUCCUUCACUGUGAUUGGCUGAUUCAAAGCUGCUUGGUUAAACUGUGCCCCCCACACCCUCACCCACUGCUCUUCAUCACCACUCUACCAUCCUCCUCCUCAGUUCUCUCUCUCCUCCCUGUGUUUGCUUUUUGUGUCUUGAAUUUCUUUUCUUCACAAUGAAGUAAAGAUUUCUGUUGAGGGUGGUAGAACAGAUGAUAUUGACUGAGGUACACUGUAAGACUGUUUACAUUCUGGGACUCAAAACAACAAAAUAAAGAAAUAAAAAUAUAGAAAUUCUGCUUAUGGCUGAAGUAUAAAGUACCUCAGGAUCAAAAUCAUUAUACCAGCACUUUUGGGAACAUAAAUGCAUGUUUGGACAGAAUCUGUAUUUCAUUUCCCUUAAACAAACAAAACUGCAUUUGACUCAUGUUACUUUGUGAUGCUGAAAAUGUAUCAGAAGGUAACAUAAGCUGCUGAUGGAUCUCUGAAAAUGCCAAGAAUAUGAAGGCACAACAGUGUGGUCGUGAUAGCAGAAAAAUAUUGUUUUGAGAAAAAAGAGAAAGAUUAUAUGUCUAUAAAUAUAAAUACAUGUGUGUGAUGUUGAUUAAAGAUGAAGAGCAUGUGGUGGAGGUGUAUGGAUUUCUCUGGUGGGGACGGGACGCACCCCGUCGAACCAGAGAGGCUGAAAUAAAGAAAAUAUUUCCAUCAAUCUCUCUUCAAAAAGACAUUGUGGAAAUUGUAUGAUAUUGUAUUUAUUUCAUUUGAUUUUAAAAAUUCUAUUUUUUUCUUUCAAGUUCUGUAUAUAUUGACAUUAAAGAUCAUUAUUGACAUGCA